Molecule: messenger RNA, 1725 nt
Organism: Verruconis gallopava
Lineage: Eukaryota; Fungi; Ascomycota; Dothideomycetes; Venturiales; Sympoventuriaceae
Exons: 2
Coding region: 187-1374 (395 amino acids)
Cellular component (GO): cytoplasm
Molecular function (GO): saccharopine dehydrogenase (NAD+, L-lysine-forming) activity
Source: RefSeq, a predicted model, not a curated record
AGUUUUCGUGUAUAUAAAUCCCGCACACGGUAUUCUGCUCUCUUGACGUUCAUUAUUCGGUCAAUUGGCUUGUAUGCUCUGUAUUCUGAUCUGAAAGGGCGUCCUUUACUUCACAAAUUGCAUCAACUGAUACCGCGCCCGUUUAAUUAAAUCCAAUCCACUACCCCGCAAGCGGACACUGGCAAUAUGUCUAAAAAGACUGUACUUCACCUGCGGAGUGAAACCAAGUUGUACGAGCAUAGAUCAUGUUUGACACCGUCCACCACCAAGGCCCUUAUUGACAGCGGCCGUUUUGAAGUUCACGUCGAACGCUCGCCCUCGAACCCAGACCUCAAGCGCAUUUUCGAUGACGAGGAGUUCGAAAAGGUCGGCGCUAAGCUGGUGGAGAACAAUUCAUGGCCUAAAGCGCCGAAAGACCAUAUCAUAAUUGGCUUGAAGGAGCUCGACCCAGAGUCGUGGCCGCUGAUUCACACACACGUUCAAUUCAGUCAUUGCUACAAGGGACAGGCUGGGUGGCAGGAAGUGCUGUCUCGCUUCCCCAGGGGCGGUGGCACGUUGCUUGACCUUGAGUUCCUCGAAGUGAAUAAGCGCCGAGUAGCGGCAUUCGGAUUCCAUGCUGGUUAUGCUGGAAGCGCUCUGGCGUUGAAGGCUUACGUUCACCAGCUGGAACACAACGGCGAGCUACUUCCGUCCGUCGCAACAUUCACCGACGGAAGAGGGUACUACGAAGAUGAGGGGCAGAUGCUCAGCCAGCUGCGAAGCGAGCUGAAGCGGGCAACCGAGAUCAAGGGUCGUCCGCCUACUGUGUUUGUCAUGGGUGCACUCGGUCGUUGUGGUCGUGGAGCAGUCAGUUUGUUCGAGAAGGCUGGUCUGCCAACAGAGAACAUCAUCAAGUGGGAUAUCCAGGAGACGAGCCAGAAGCAGGGACCGUACCAAGAGAUUGUGGACAGUGACAUUUUCGUAAACUGCAUCUACCUCUCCCAGCCUAUACCUCCAUUCAUCAACAAGGAGAUCCUCUCGCAGCCGUCUCGCAAGCUGUCGGUAAUCUGUGAUGUCUCUUGCGACACCACAAACCCUCAUAAUCCUAUUCCGGUCUACACAGUCAACACAGUCUUUACUGCCCCAACAGUGCCAGUAGAGCUGCCUAACAACGAAGGAUCACCAUUAAGUGUCAUCUCCAUCGAUCACUUACCCUCGCUGCUGCCAAGAGAGUCGAGCGAGGCUUUCUCGAAUGACUUGUUGCCUUAUCUAUUGCAGCUCGACAACUGGCAGAGUUCUGAUGCGCCGGUAUGGCAAGGCGCAAAUGAAUUGUUCAAGGCCAAGGUUGCAACCUUGCCAGAAAACAUGCGGCAGCUCGAGGUUACCGAGGCGUAGGGUCAAGGUCAUGUUGCAAAACUUCAUGAUUAGGUACGCAAGCAGUGAUCAAACAGUGUUCUAGACAAAAUUUAGCCAGUAUCGCAAGAUAACAAAAAAAAAUAUGAAUUAUGAAGGUUCCGAGUACGGUAUUGGGCACCCUCAUGUCAUAAAGUCUGUGCCUAAUUCUUCCAUACAACUUUACAAUGUACUGUCGAAGCAUAAAAUGAUAUCGAAAGUCCUACGCAUGGCCUUCACGUGUAUCCGUCCCUCAUAACUUUUUGAAGGGUAGGGGGCACAGCUGUGUACAACAAUACUGCGUUCGCUAGGCUGUAGAUUAUAUCUUAUUUUUUGCAAGGCAUUCAAACGGCU